Messenger RNA from Ruditapes philippinarum (Manila clam), 1387 nucleotides. RefSeq lists its product as uncharacterized. The transcript has 2 exons. Gene Ontology annotation, molecular function: zinc ion binding. Lineage: Eukaryota; Metazoa; Mollusca; Bivalvia; Venerida; Veneridae. The record is from RefSeq and is a predicted model, not a curated record. The coding region runs from base 2 to 751 and encodes 249 amino acids.
GAUGACAACAGAUGAUGCAAAUGCCAGUAGGUUUGUAACAAAGGUGAGAUGGGUGGUAGAGGCUGCAAAUGCAAGGAUCAAAAGGUGGAAGUAUCUUUCACAUGUUCUUCCAACAAACCAAGUGCCAUACAUAGGUGAUUAUGUAAGCAUAAUUUGUGCCUUAUGUAAUAAGUACCUGCCACCUAUCAACCAAACCCAAGAACUUGACUCAACUUUAGCAAGCCAGAUGCGGGAUAGAUUGUCAGGCAAUCUUUGUCUUCAAGAUUUUGUGGAAGAACAUGAUCUUGCUAGGAGAAGUGUAGCCCAUUGGACAACUACUGAAUCAUUGACAGAUUUUCCAAAACUGUCAGAAACUUUAUUGAGAAUUUUAACUCUUGGUACUUACCAGUUAAAACUGAGCUCAAGCUAUGUACAGGAGUAUAUUAGUGGUACUUGUGACUUUCACUUGCACAAGGAAAUUCCGGGCCUUCUAAGAGUUAGACUUCAGAGCCGCCAUAUAGCAUCAAAAUCAUAUCUUGUGUGGUUAAAAUAUGAUGAAGACCAUGUAAUUGCAUGGUAUUGCAAAUGUAGGGCUGGGGCUAGGACAGUUGGUACUUGCUCUCAUGUUGCUGCAGUCAUAUGGUACCUGGGCAUGGCUGUCCAUACAGCUGAAACAAGCUUUGGUGUGAAAGACUGGGGUGAGUAUUUGGAGGAUGCUUCAGCUAAUCCAGAAUCAAUAGACUCUUCAGAUUCAGAAGAAAAGUAUAGUUGAGGAAUAGCUUCCUCUCAUAUAGUGGUUGAUAUAUUGUUAUAUCCAAAUGCAAUUGUUCUAUUUUCAAAUUCUGUACAAACAAAAGUUUUUUCAAUAAAGUGAUUCUGCUUGGUUAUAUAUUUUAUAAAUAUGUCUAACAGGUUAUAUGGCCAUGCAUGAUUGAUUGUUUGCAAUAUAACCCACCCCUAGCGGCUCAUGUUAUAUAAUCUAAUGACUGUUUAUAUUGAACUAUGUACAUAGCCUGUCAGACAUUCUUGUAACUAAUAUUAUCCUGUUUCAAUCAGCGUGUCAUACUCUCUUAGAAUAUGUAAAUAUUGAACUAAAACUUUAACCAUUAAGUAAAUAAGUGUAUAUGAAGUCAGCAUUAAUUCCUUUCAAUAUGUCACCCAGUUGUGCCAGAUCUGACAGGUUUAAAUACAGUAAUGCGGACUAAUAUAUUUAUAGAUAAAUAAAUGUAAAUUAAUAUAUACUGUAAAUUCUAAUUGUAUGUUUUGAUGUACAUAUAAGUAAUUAUAUAUAAUGUUAUAUUGCUUCAGUGAUGUUAAUCUUAACUUGUACAUCUGUAUAAAAGUGCAGGAUAUUAAUUUAUCGGUACUGUAUAAAUGAGCCGUUUCACGACAAAACGAACAUAAUGGG